Capronia epimyces CBS 606.96 is the source of this 1743-nucleotide messenger RNA. RefSeq lists its product as uncharacterized. The transcript is spliced from 6 exons. NCBI's taxonomy places the organism in Eukaryota, Fungi, Ascomycota, Eurotiomycetes, Chaetothyriales, Herpotrichiellaceae. The record is from RefSeq and is a predicted model, not a curated record. Gene Ontology annotation, molecular function: flavin adenine dinucleotide binding; NADP binding; N,N-dimethylaniline monooxygenase activity. The coding region runs from base 1 to 1743 and encodes 580 amino acids.
AUGCCGAUCAAGAGAGACAUCAGCAACGUCGCACCCCGUGGCGACCACGGCGACGGGCCUCACGACUUGGGAGACGCCAUCGAAAAUAAUCCAACAAAUCAUGGGCAUGCAAAUGGCGACGAGUCAGCUAUCGAGACUGAGACUCUGGAUAUGCUGAUUGUGGGCGCCGGGUUCGCCGGUGUGUAUUUGCUUCAUCAACUGAGGAAGCGUGGCUUCAAUGCGAAAAUCGUUGAGGCCGGCUCCGACCUGGGCGGGAUCUGGUAUUGGAACCGAUACCCCGGGGCCCGAGUAGACAGCCAGUACCCGGUGUACGCGCUGUCCAUCCCCGAAGUGUACCGCGACUGGACCUGGUCGUCGCACUACCCGGACCACAGCGAGCUGCGCGCAUACUUCCAACAUGUGGAAGACCGGCUGCAGGUCAGGAAGGACUGCGUCUUCGACACCAAAGUCACUGAGGCCGAAUGGGACGACACUGCCUGUCGGUGGACCAUCCGCUGUGAUACCGGCCGCACCUUCCAGACCCGCUACUGGACGGCAUGCACGGGGUUUGCGGCGAAGCGAUAUUUCCCCGACUGGGAGGGCCUGGACGACUUCAAAGGCGUCAUCCACCAUUCCAGCUUCUGGCCCAAGGAGGGCGUCGACGUCAAGGGCAAGAGGGUGGCUGUGAUUGGAACCGGCGCGACGGGCGUACAGAUCACGCAGGAGUGGGCCCGCGAAAUCGGCGACCAAGGCCACCUCAAGAUGUUCCAACGCACUCCGAACCUCGCGUGCCGGAUGAACCAGGUCUUGCUGACCAAGGAGGAGCAAGACAAGCUGGUCGACGGGCUGGCCGAGACGUUCGCCGCGCGGAACAACUACUACAAUGGCUUUCUCUAUCAGUGGCGCGACAGCUUGACGUUCGACCACAGCAAGGAGGAAAGAGAACGGUUUUACCGUAUGUUGUGGAAGAUGGGUGGUUUCCGAUUCCUCAUGAACAACUACUACGACAUGACUCGCAACCCUGCGGCGAACCGGGAAGCCUACGAAUUCUGGCGAGACCGGGUAAGAGAGCGGGUGCACGAUCCGAGAAAACAGGAACUCCUGGCCCCGUGGGAACCGCCGCAUCUGUUUGGUGGGAAACGCCUAUCGCUCGAACAGGACUUUUACGACCAUUUCAACAAGCCCAACGUCGAUGUCGUCGACGUGCGGAACAAUCCCAUCAAGCGCUUCGUCUCCGAUGGCAUUAUCCAAGAGGACGGUACCUACCACAAACUCGACAUCAUCGCGCUGGCCACCGGCUUCGACUCCAUCACUGGCGGGCUGAAAGACAUGAAGAUCACGGGCGUCGAUGGACAAGUUCUGACUGACAAAUGGGCCAAAGGGACCUGGACGUACCUUGGCAUGUCGACAGCAGGCUUCCCCAAUUUUUUCUUUACGUACGGCCCACAGGCCCCCACCGCCUUUUCCAAUGGCCCAUCCUGCAUCGAGAUCCAAGGCGACUGGAUCACGGCCGUGCUGGUCGACCUGCGAGAACGGAAAGUGAGGAAGAUCGACGCCCAACGAGGAGCCGAAGAGGCGUGGAGAGAGUUGGUGUUUGAGCUGAUCAGUGACACCCCUCGCGGAAAGGUGGACUCGUGGUACAACGGCGCCAACAUCCCCGGCAAGCCGCGCGAGCAUCUCAACUAUGCGGGAGGCAUCCCUCGAUAUAAGAAGACACUGGAGGAUGUCCGGAAGGAUGAAUACCGGGGGUUUGUGCUGGCGUAA